Mugil cephalus (flathead mullet) is the source of this 7902-nucleotide messenger RNA. RefSeq names its product ubiquitin protein ligase E3 component n-recognin 3 (gene ubr3). The record is from RefSeq and is a predicted model, not a curated record. Lineage: Eukaryota; Metazoa; Chordata; Actinopteri; Mugiliformes; Mugilidae. Gene Ontology annotation, molecular function: ubiquitin protein ligase activity; zinc ion binding. The coding region runs from base 451 to 6018 and encodes 1855 amino acids. The transcript is spliced from 40 exons. Gene Ontology annotation, cellular component: ubiquitin ligase complex; cytoplasm. Gene Ontology annotation, biological process: ubiquitin-dependent protein catabolic process via the N-end rule pathway; protein ubiquitination.
UGGUACAAGAUUAAAAAGUUAAGAAAAAUUAAGAAAGCAUUUAAAGUUUUUAACAAAACAAAAAAAUAAAAAUAAAACUAUAAAAUAAUUAAGAGUAACUUUAAUUGAUAUUUAAUCUACGGAAAUUGCUUCUCUUUACAAGUCAAGGUCUGAUGAAGGCGGGACAGUCCCAGAAAUCAGUUGCCUAGAAACAAUGAAACAAAACAGAUGACUGUGCAAUAACCCCGACCAAAGACGCUUCCGACUCGACUGAUACAAUAGCCAUACUAGUCUGAAUCAAAUGCGACAUGGAAAAACACUUAAAACUUAGUUAUUUGCGGCUAUAACUCGGAUUUUGUAAAUAACGCUAAGAAGUUAACCAGCCAACGGCGACGUAGCGUAUCGCGAGAAAGUCCGAGAACAUGGAAACAAGACAACAAAAAUAAAUUUGUGGACAACAAGCCAGAGAGCAUGAUGGCGGCGUCGCUGCUGCGCCGGGACAAGAAAGCUACUGCCGCCCACUUGAAGGCAGACUUAAACAGGACUGACAAUAGCUCCGGAGUCCGACAACUUCAGGAGCUCCUCGACGCUGUGCUAAAUCCCGAAAAACCAGCGGCGGACACCGAAGCUAUUGACUGGUGUAAAUGUCUGAUUGCAGGAGGCGAAGGUUUCGAGGAGUUCUGCAAGACGGUCCGGUCCUAUGACAACGCGACUCUGUGCGGCUUGGUUUGGACGGCCAAUUUUGUAGCGUAUCGAUGCCGGACCUGUGGCAUCUCUCCGUGCAUGUCACUGUGCGCCGAGUGUUUUAAUAACGGAGACCAUACGGGCCAUGAUUUCAACAUGUUCAGGAGCCAGGCUGGCGGGGCCUGUGACUGUGGAGACAGUAAUGUCAUGCGAGAGAGUGGGUUUUGCAGACGGCAUCGGUUGAGAACUGGGGAAAAUAUCCCUUCAAUACCUCGAGACCUUCUCUUGAUGUCUGAGAUGGUUCUUCCCCGCUCGAUCCUGUGUAUCAUACAGUAUCUCAGAGAUGGAUAUGUCGAACCAGACACUUCAACUGAGAGAGAUCUACAGAAAGUCCUGCAACAGCUGGAGCCUCAGAUCUCAUUUUUGGAGGAGCUUACAAAGAUGGGAGGAGCAAUGAGGACUGUACUGACAAAGAUCUUGACCAAUCAGCAAACAUUCAAGGAGUUGAGCAUGGGCCAAGAGGAGAAUGUGUAUGCUAAAAAGAACUAUGACAAAUAUUUGUCAGCGUUGAAGAAUUCAGGUCUGGUGUCUGUGGAGGAGAAGGUGCAAGGUGCAACUGCUGAUCUCGCCGUUGGCGCUGAAGGAGGUGCAGGAGCCAUGAGCCUACUGGGAACCACUGGACCAGGAAGUCCAGACGAGUCAAGUAAAGAAGAGGAUCAAGAUGGAGGACAGUCUGUUGGUCAGAGGAAGAGGGUUAAGCUGAGCAGCAGUACCAAAGACUCGUGCAUUAUUGAAUCUCUAAAGCAUAAAUGUUUUCUGGAGGAGUUGUUGUUUUGGACGAUAAAAUACGAGUUUCCUCAGAAGAUGGUCACCUUCUUAUUGAACAUGUUGCCCGAUCAAGAUUACAAGAUCACAUUCACGAAAACAUUUGUUCAGCAUUACGCCUUCAUCAUGAAAACACUGAUGAAAAGCCACGAGUCGGAUACGAUGUCCAACCGCAUUGUACAUAUUAGCGUGCAGCUGUUCAGCAACGAGGAGCUGGCUCGACAUGUGACCGAGGAGUGUCAGCUGCUGGACAUCAUGGUCACCGUCCUCCUCUACAUGAUGGAGAGUUGCCUUAUUAAAAGUGAACUUCAGGAUGAAGAGAGCAGUCGUCACGUCGUGGUGAACUGCAGCGAAGCACUUUUGAAGAACAACACAUACUGGCCCCUAGUUAGUGAUUUUAUUAACAUCCUCUCGCACCAAAGUGUAGCCAAAAAGUUCCUGGAGGACCACUCGCUGUUGAUGCUGUGGAUGAGCUUCGUGUCAUUUUUCCAAGGCAUGAACCUGAAUAAACGGGAGCUCAAUGAACAUGUGGAAUUUGAGUCACAGACAUACUAUGCAGCAUUUGCAGCAGAGCUUGAGGCCUGUGCGCAGCCAAUGUGGGGUCUCCUAACGCACUGCAAAGUCAAAGAGACCCAGGAAUAUACGAAAACUGUGGUUCGCUACUGCUUGGAGACCUUGCAGAUCUGGUUUGAUGCCAUUGGCUUCAUUGAUGAGCCUGCUCCAAAUCAAGUGACAUUUCACCUGCCGCUCCACCGCUACUACGCCAUGUUCCUCAGUAAGGCUGUUAAAUGUCAAGGCCUGGAUCUGGACAGCCUCCUCCCCGACCAAGAGAUGCUGAUGAAGAUCAUGGUGCAUCCACUCCAAAUCCAGGCAUGUCUUUCAGAGAUCCACAGCAACAUGUGGGUCAGGAAUGGCCUGCAGAUUAAGGGACAGGCUAUGACGUAUGUCCAAUCGCACUUUUGCAACUCCAUGAUAGACCCAGACAUCUUCCUGCUCCAGGUUUGUGCAUCGAGGCUAGAUCCUGACUACUUUAUCUCAAGUGUUUUUGAGAGGUUUAAAGUGGUUGACCUGUUGACGAUGGCGUCGCAGCAUCAGAACGCUGUGCUCGACUCUGAGCAGGAGCGACCGAUGCUUGAAGGAGCGCUGACGUUUCUGGUCAUACUGACGAGCCUUCGCAUUCAUUUGGGAAUGACUGAUGACGAGAUCCUUCGGGCUGAGAUGGUCUCUCAGUUGUGUAUGAAUGACCGUACACACAGCGCGCUGUUAGACCUCAUUCCCGAGAAUCCCAACCCAAAGAGUGGCAUUGUGCCGGGAAGCUGUAGCUUUGAGGAGAUGCUCUCUGCCGUGGCUGACUUCAAAGCACCUGUGUUUGAGCCAGGAGGCUCCAUGCAGCAGGGCAUGUACACACCUAAAGCUGAGGUGUGGGAGAAGGAGUUUGAUCCCAUCAUGGUCGUCCUCAGAACAGUGUAUCGGCGUGACGUUCAGUCAGCAAUGGACAGAUACUCAGCGUUUUUGAAACAGUUUGGCAUCCACACUGGCAACCCGUGGCCACCGUACAAGGAAAGGACUCCCCUGCACCCUUGUUACAAAGGUCUAAUCAGGCUGUUGCACUGCAAGACACUGCACAUUGUGAUAUUCACCCUCCUUUACAAGAUAUGGAUGGAUCACCAGAACAUGUCUGAACAUGUGCUGUGCAUGGUGCUGUACCUCAUCGAGCUGGGCUUGGACAACCAGGUUCAAGACAACAAGGAAGAUGAGGAGCCUUGCAUUGAGGAGCACUGUCACGACAGCUGGUUCCCUGGCACCAAUCUCCUGUCCAAUCUCCACCACGUUAUCAACUUUGUGAGAGUUCGGGUUCCUGAGACGGCUCCUGAGGUGAAGAGAGAGACCCCUCCCAGCACCAGCACUGAGGCUUCCUCUUAUGGCCAGAACUCCAGGCGUCUUACAGGGAAUUGGAGAGAGAACCUACGUGAAGCCCAGGUGUUCAGCCUGGUGGCAGAGCGCAGGAGGAAGUUCCAGGAGAUCAUCAACCGAAGCAACACCGAAGCCGCCCAGGUUGUCCGGCCCAAGAGCUCGUCGACGCGCUGGGUCCCGCCGGGCACGCCCCCGCAGCUGGUGACCGAGAUCCUGGAGAUCCGAGAGAGCAUGCUGUCUCUUCUCAUCAAGCUCCACCAGAAGCUGUCGUCCAAGCAGAACUCUCUGUCGGCGUCCUGGCUAGAGGACAUGGACACGAGCCGGCACGCUCACGGAGACGGCAUCACGGCCAUUGAGCGCAUCCUCACUAAGGCGGCCACGCGCAGCUGCCAGAUCAAGCGUAGCAUCCAGGACAUUUGUGGAAAGGUGUGUCCUCCAGUGCCACCGAAGAAGAACAGUCCCACGGACAAGAAAGCCAUGGAUAAGGAGGAGAGGCGUCAGAGGGCUAGAGAGAGACAGCAGAAGCUGCUGGCUGAAUUCGCCUCCAGGCAGAAGAGCUUCAUGGAAACGGCCAUGGAUGUUGAAUCCCCGGACACUGAGGCAGCUAUGGAUCUAGGAGCAUCUGAAGUGAUGGAGUCGGAGGUUCUUUACGACUGCGUGAUUUGUGGCCAGAGCGGACCGUCCACUGAGGACCGGCCCACUGGCCUAGUGGUUCUCCUCCAGGCAUCCUCAGUGCUCGGGCACCGCUGCAAGAGCCAAGAUCCUAAGAAGCUUCCGACGACUGAUGAAGAGCACAUUUAUCCCGCGGACACGUGUGGAGUGGCUCAUGAUGUCAGGCUCACGCUAAUGCAACGGUUUUUCAAAGAUAGUUCUUGUCUUCAGUCUGUGUCGAUAGGCUGGGACGGAGGCGUCUACGUCCAGACCUGUGGACACACUUUGCAUAUAGAUUGCCACAAGUCGUACAUGGAGUCUCUGAGGAACGACCAGGUCCUUCAGGGUUUCUCCGUUGACAAGGGUGAAUUUACGUGCCCACUGUGUCGACAGUUUGCCAAUAGUGUCCUUCCCUGUCGCCCCGGGCGUGGCACAGAGGCCGGCACCUGGCACGCGCCCACCAACAAGAAGACUUCUGUGCUCGUGAAGGAGGUGGAAGAUCUUCAGGAGAAACUCGGCCUUUUCCCAACGGAGUCCAACUUGAGCAAAGAGAUGGAGUUGGUAAUCAAAGACAUCAAGAACACCACGCAGAAGAAAUACAUGGACUACGGAAAGAACCCCGGCUCCCCUGACAACGAUUUCCUCUUCAUGUAUUCAGUGGCAAGGACCAAUCUGGAGUUGGAACUUGUGCAUCGGGGAGGAAACUUGUGUUCUGGAGGAGCCAGUGCAGCUGCCAAACGCUCUUGUCUGAAUCAGCUGUUCCACGUGUUGGCGAUGCACAUGCGUCUGUACAGCAUCGAUUCAGCCUACAACCCCUGGACGAAGUUGACUCAGGCUUUGCAGAACAAAGAGGCAGAUGGCUUUGAGGAGGAGAGACCUGAAGUACCCAUGUUGUUUCGAGACGUGCCGUCCCUCCUGAUCAUCUUCGUGCUAACGAUGCCACAGCCUUUGCGUAAAGAGCACUUCACUUGUGUGGUGAAGAUGCUGUACAACCUGCAGUUCACACAGGCCCUGGCUGCGCUGUCCACCAAGUUCCGCCCGGAGGAAAGGCAGGCCUGGGGCACUUCUGGAGCACUUAAGAAGAACGCUGCGAACGCCGAGAAGUCUUUUGAAGCUCUGCUCAGUCAUGUCAUCAGUGAGCUGUCUAAGGACAAGAGUGUCUACCAGGUGAACGCUGAAGAAACGACGAUGCUGAGCUCCAGUGUGUGGUCCCCACAGUCUAUCGAGUUCAGCCUCCAGCAGUUCUGCCUCCCCUUCCUUCGCCUUUCCUGCCUUCUGCAGCACCACCUCUACGGAGACAAUCUACCCGGCUGCCUGGAGGAAGAGGAGUUCUCGUCCUUGGCCGGGUGCUUAGGGCUCUUACCCUCGACCCCUCAGCCGUCCAACAACGUGCACAGUGCCUCGUGUCUGGAGUGGGCGGUCAACGCCUUCGACUUGGUGACGCAGUGGUGCGCUGAGGUCACAGGGCUCUCUCAGAUGCACGCUGAGCAAUCGCUGACCUUGCUGGUACAGGAACCUCAAUGGGCAGCCCCCCGCCUCCUCCAGCUCCCCGACAACUACAAUAUCAUCUUCCAGUACUAUCACAGAAAGGCCUGCACUGCCUGCAAAAAGGUGCCAAAAGACCCUGCACUCUGCCUCGUUUGCGGCGCUUUUGUCUGUCUCAAAGGCCCGUGUUGCAAACAGCAGGGUAUCUGUGAAUGUGUUUUGCACUCCCAACAUUGUGGCGCAGCUACGGGCAUCUUUCUACUGAUUAACGCCUCAGUCAUAAUCAUCAUCCGUGGACAUCGUUUCUGUCUGUGGGGCUCUGUUUACCUCGAUGCUCAUGGAGAGGAGGACCGCGAUUUACGUCGUGGCAAACCUCUCUUCUUAUGUGAAGAGAGGUAUCGAGUGCUGGAGCAGCAGUGGGUUUCACACACCUUUGAUCACAUCAAUAAGCGUUGGGGGCCUCACUAUAAUGGACUCUAAGAUCUUCCAAAGUCCACUGAAAAAACCACCACCCAUGACGGAGAAGAUUUCUCUAUAUUUUUUUUUCCUGUUCCUUUUUCUUUCUUUUUUUUUUUCUGGCUUAUGUGUCUGCCUUGAUCAAAAUAUUCGGGAACUGUUAACGUGAUAAACACAAACAUCCGGUGAGGGUAUUGCUGCCACUGCCUUGGUUUAUGUGAAGUUUGAUGUACAGUCAUGCCUAAAGAUUAACACGUGUGUGUGUUCAAGUGAUUUAUCGUGUGGUUUUCAACAGGGAAAAAAAACAGAAGAUCAAAGGGAAAAAAAAAAGCACAACUUUGCCCAAGAAUUCGAUCAGUUUGGAACAGACUCCUAAAGUCUGUUUUAUUUAUUUGGGUUAAAAAAAAAUGAAAUAAAUACAUCUAAUAUAUCAAGUGCUGAAUGUCCCUGCAAGGUUUGAUUACUUUUUGCACCAUUUAUGAUGAUGUUAAUGCAUAUCCCUUUUAUUUAUCAGAAUGUGCUCUGCUGUGCUGGCAUGAGUUUCAAGCUCCUGAUGAGUGUAGCGAUGUUAUUGCAGUGUGCACUCAUUGUCCGCUGACACGUGAGGGUAGGCAGGACAAGUCCACCCAUCAACACACUAGAGUUUUUUUGCGAACAAGCAAAGACUCUUUUUAUGGGUCUAGUUGCAAUCCAUCCUCAGGAAUUUUUUUUGUUUGUUUCGUUUUUUUUUUUUUUUGCUGUUUAAGAUACGUUUUAGAUAUUUAAAUAAAUGCUGCUGCUCAUUGUUCAAGUAAGUAAUUUUAACUUUUUUGUGAAGAAUAUUUUUUUCUAAGGUUGUGCUUUGAGUUUACCAUAGAUGGCUGGGGGAACGAUGACUCGGACUCACUUUAAAGUUUAAGGAGGUAUGCGGUCUCCACAUUGCGCCUGCUGCAGCUCUUAUAGUCGCGCCCUUCCCGCCCUGUUUUUUUUUUGUUCGAAAAAGAAACUCGAGAGGCGACUUUAAGACGGCUCCGAUCGGCCGAUGAAUUAUCUAAGAUAUGUUGUUCCACUAAAAAAAAAAAAAAAAGAAGAAGAAGAAGAAGCUGGAAACAAACGUUUUUAAGUUCACGUCCCGACGUUUAACACCACGUGAGAGCAUCCGUUGUGUCAGAGCGUUCUCUCCACAUAUGAAACUGUGAGAACCUGCUCGUGAGAAGAAUCACGAGAACUUAUCAGUGAUCUUUAUGAUUUCAGAGAAGGUUUUUCCCUUAAUGCUUGUGAUUAUGAAGACUAUACAGACUGUCUCUUACUCCUGCAUCAUCUAGUGUGAUUGAUAGUUGCAUUCCAACAUUGCAAGAUUAUCAGACUUGAGUAUCUGUUAUACACUGUGCAUGACAUCCUUUACUGUUAUUUAAGUGUCUUAGCUACUUCAUUUUCUGAUUUUCAUCUGUUUAUUUCUGCAAGAGAGGAAUUUUUCAUUCAGUCGUGCCUGCCGGAUUACGUUUUUUUUUUUUUUUUUUUGAGUGAUGGGCAGCAAACAGCUGAUGUCCCUGAUGUGUGGUUUUGACAUGCUGGGCUGCGUCGCGCUGCGUUGAGGAUUCGUUAAUAAUGAGCAAGUCAACACUUGAAGAAGAAUAAAAAAAAAAAAAAACCUUCCUCCUCAGUUCAUGCAUGCUGCUUUUCUGUUUACGGAGUUUCUUCUUUAUUUUGCAAACCCCCACUUUGUAAAUGACCGCAACCAAAUAGCCAACGAGUAAUGGGUGUAAAUUGUAACUGAAAGCUUUUGUUGUGUUCUCCUGUAUGAAAUGAAGAGAGAAUACAGUACAUUACUGUAGGUGCUGACUCAAACUUUCUGAGUUUGACCAGAAAGUGUGACUUGGACAUUUAAUGCAACAUGUAACAUAUGUGAAUAAAAUAUAAGCACACUGA